GUGCGGAAUCUGUCGUCUAUUGGAGAAGGGAUUCCUUUACCAAUAGGUGCUCGUCCUAAUCAGGAAUAGCGUACUGAUGCAGCCCCAAUUUUAGCCAGCUGAAGCGCCUUGCUGGAUUGUCGGGCUACUCAACAUUCCCCCGUUCGUCUGCCUUGAACAUGCUCGCACGCUUUUUGGUUACUCCGCGUUUUCAAGCUUUUUUGGAAAAUCCUUGACAUAUAUAAUCAGAAGCAGGAGAAAAAUGCCUUAUACGCUCCCGCCCGAUGUCGAAUGGGUGCAAUCCUACAAAGCAGUGCCUCAGGCGACAGGCUUCCUAGACCUGCCCCGUGAACUCAGAGAUUUAAUCUACCAAUAUGCCUUUGGAAUCGAAGGAGCCAUUUUCAUCUACUCCACCGACGCCUACCACGUCCGGCGCAAUGCCAAAGCCGUCAUAGUCCGGCACAAAGGCCUUGGACCCCAAUCUCCCCUCGCCAUCAGCAAAUCCGUUCCCAUCUCAUUAUUUCGAACUUGCAAACAGCUCCAUGCCGAGAGUCUCCCCUUCCUCUACUCCAGGAACUUGUUCAGACUGUACGCCAGUAACACCGACUUUGCACCGCGGUAUCGCGGCUAUGUGCGAAAUGUCGUGUUUAGCACAGACAGCAUGAUCCACAAACAGGUCUUUGACCGCAACGUCGAGACCGUGGGGUAUGCCUGGCGUAGACGCUUCUGGCCCGACGUCCUUCAAAAGAGCAAAAGACUCCUGACCACCUAUCCGAACCUGCAGACGCUAACCUUCGCAAUCAAAUCUUCCAAGCCCGGAGAGACGUGGCGGCCUGCCUUCAUGGCCGCCGAGAAUCGCACCAGGAAGCAGAGAGUUGCGGUUGCGGCCGCGUGGAUGAGGCCGUGGUGUCCGUUUGCGAACGACCUGGAGGAGGAGAAGUUGAGAAGGUGUUUGCUGUUGGAGAUUGUGCCGGGCAGUCCUGGGCCGGGCUCUCGGGGGGAGGGGAAGGACGAGGAGGAGGAUGAGUAUCGCGGGUCGAGAUUUGAGCCGGAGGAGGAGUGGGAUUGUGGCGAGUUUGCCGAGGCGUGGAAGCUCUGUGUUGGGUGGGAUGAGAUGCAUGGGAAGGGGAAGGGGAAGGAGAUGGAGGCGCGGGUGAGGGUUGUCGAGGCUGCGAAUCCAUAGAGGUGAAGGAGCGUGUUGUCUCCGUUUUGGCGCGGUCAAGGUGACUAGGGCUGAAUCCGGAGCAUUCACGACUCUAAGCGUGUUGGAAUGGAUCGACCAAGUUACACCAGGACGCUUUCACUUCCCCCUUCGCACUUGCCAACUUCCAUGAGUGUCAAGCUUCCGAAAGAGCAGUCUCCG
Molecule: messenger RNA, 1342 nt
Organism: Westerdykella ornata
Lineage: Eukaryota; Fungi; Ascomycota; Dothideomycetes; Pleosporales; Sporormiaceae
Exons: 4
Coding region: 242-1162 (306 amino acids)
Source: RefSeq, a predicted model, not a curated record